UGUACAUGCCAGAACAUUUUACAGAAAGACAGUGGUGUCACGGCCGCCAGCCUCACGUGUGCAGCCUCACGCCAGGCCGCCUGCGUUUCCGGCUGCAUCCCCAUUCCCUGGCUCUGCGAUGGUGAGCAGCAGUGUCCUGACGGCACGGACGAGCACUGCGAUGUUGCCUGUGGUGGGAACCCCCAUGUCUGGCAGUGUGACGAUGGCCGGUGUGUUUCUAGCAGCUGGCGCUGUGAUGGUGCUGCUGACUGCCUGGAUGGCUCUGAUGAGCAGGACUGUGUGUGUGGGACAAAGAAGGUGCAGUGUCCUGGCACCCACCACUGCAUCCCGCACUGGGAGCUGUGUGAUCAGCACCAAGACUGUGAGGAUGGAUGGGAUGAGGAGGGGUGUCCCCAGAAGCCCUGUCUGCCUGGACAGUGGCAGUGCAGGAACAGAGUGUGUAUCAUGGCUGAGUGGAAGUGCAAUGGGAUUGAUGACUGUGGCGAUUCCUCGGAUGAAGAUGUCUGUGCCCCCUGUACACCUGGCAUGGUGCGAUGUGAUGAGGGCAAGUGUAUCCUGGAGUCCCUGAUGUGCGAUAACAAGGAUGACUGCCUGGAUGGCACAGAUGAGCCCAGCACAUGUGGUCGGAGCUGCUUUGUACGCAAUGGGGGUUGUGCGGAGAUGUGUACUGACACGCACUGGGGAGUGCAGUGCUCCUGCGGGGCUGGCUGGGUGCUGCAGGCAGAUGGGCAAAGCUGUGCUGAUGUGGAUGAGUGCUCCCUGGAGUACAGCCCCUGCAGCCAGCUGUGCACCAACACCCUGGGCACUUUCAGCUGCUCCUGUCUCCAGGGCUACACCCUGCAGCAUGGCACCACCUGCGAAGUGGCAGACAACGCAACACAGAUCCUGGUAGCUGUGGGGCAGGACCUGGCCCUUCUGGAUGUACGGACCCAAGCCUACCGGCCCCUGCUCUCCACUGAGACCAAACCCCGUGCCCUGGUGUAUGACCUGCUCCGAGAAACCUACUACUGGCUGACAGAGGAUGGAGAGCUCCGUGUUCACCACCCAGGGAAAGGCACACAGCCUCUCUAUACAGAUGCCAGAGAGGUGAACAGCAUCUCCGUGGACUGGUUCACAGGGCAACUGUACUGGGCCAGCAGCCAUCCUCCAGCCAUCUGUGCAGGGCUGGGUGAUGGCCGGGGUUACCUUACAGUGCUGGGGAAGGACAUUGCACCAGAGCAGCUGAUAGUACAUCCAGCUGCAAGGUCCCUAUACUGGAUCAACCGUGGACAGAGGGGUCGGACAGUCAUUGCUGCAGCCGGCAUGGAUGGCUCAAACCGGCAGGAGCUCACAGUUGUAUCCAUGGAGGAGCCUGUGGGACUGAGCCUGGACCAUGUGGCUGGCAGGCUGUACUGGAUCAGCGAGUACAAAGAGUCCAUCGAGACGCUGCGGGUGGAUGGCAGCGGACGCCACUCCUUCCACGCUGUUUUGCGGGGCCACGUGGAGCCACUGGGCCUGGCCGUGUUUGAGAGCCGGUUCUUCUGGACCGAUGGCACAGAGCUGGUAUCAGCCACCUGGGUCUCUCCCCAGGAGCACACAGUGCUGCUCCGUGCCUCUAUCUCAGCUUUCACCGUGCUGCACGCACUGCAGCAGCCUCCCAGGGACACUGCUGCAUGUGCUCUGGGCCUAUGUAGUCACCUUUGCCUCCUGUCCCCUGUGCACCCUCGGGGCUACAAGUGUGCUUGUCCAGAGGGCCUCUUCCUCCUCCCCUCAGGGAAGUGUGCAGAGCUGUCCAUUGUGUAUGCAUCAGGAAAGGCCAUCUCCCUAGUUCAUGUGGGCCCUGGAGCACAUACCAAACAGGUGCAUCAGUGGCAGGAAUCCCUUCAUCUGCAAGAUGUGGACUGGCAGAGGUCAGUGCUGUAUGGGACAGAUGACCGUGGGACUCUGCUGCGUGUCAUGGGCCACCCUGGCAGGAGAGAGGCCAUUGUGACGGGGCUGCCAGUGUGUUCUGCCCGUGUGGAUGUCCGCUCUGGGGACCUGUACUGGCUUGCAUGUAAUCGGAGGGACAUCGGGGUGAUCCAGACAACUGACAUGUCCCCGCGCAUCCUGCACCAUGCUCGUAGCAGCAUCCAGCACCUCUUCUUGGACUGGCAGCUUGGUGUUCUGUACUGGCUGGGGGGGCCUGAGCUUUUAACAUCCCCUUGCUUCUAG
Ficedula albicollis (Collared flycatcher) is the source of this 2190-nucleotide messenger RNA. RefSeq names its product low-density lipoprotein receptor-like. The transcript has 14 exons. The coding region runs from base 445 to 2190 and encodes 581 amino acids. The record is from RefSeq and is a predicted model, not a curated record. Lineage: Eukaryota; Metazoa; Chordata; Aves; Passeriformes; Muscicapidae. Gene Ontology annotation, molecular function: protein binding; calcium ion binding.